Messenger RNA from Momordica charantia (bitter melon), 2192 nucleotides. RefSeq names its product transcription factor VOZ1. Gene Ontology annotation, biological process: positive regulation of DNA-templated transcription; positive regulation of long-day photoperiodism, flowering. Gene Ontology annotation, molecular function: sequence-specific DNA binding. The record is from RefSeq and is a predicted model, not a curated record. Gene Ontology annotation, cellular component: nucleus. NCBI's taxonomy places the organism in Eukaryota, Viridiplantae, Streptophyta, Magnoliopsida, Cucurbitales, Cucurbitaceae.
UAUUGCCCUCAUCUGGCUCAUUCUUCAGAAAAAUUGAAAAGAAAAACCGACGAGAUGCCGUGUAAGAGAAUUAGUUUGAGAAGUAAAAUCGUGUCUCCAAGUUCGUCAACAUCGAAUUGUUGGGAAUUAGUCUGACCCUAAAGCUGUGAACGAAGAGCGAAAGAGAAACUGAUUUCUUCUCUAAGGAAAAGAUUGACCCAGUAAUCUAUUUCCUUCAUCGAAGAUUUCCCCUGAUUUCGAGCCAAAAAUUCUGAAAUUUGGCGGUUUCUGCUAAAGGUAAUCUUGGUGGUGGAAAAGAGAGGGAUCAAUGCCGAAGGGUUUGAAGAGUAAAUGCCAGUCUACUUCUCAUCAGAUUUUGAAGGAAAAAGCAAAGAACCGAGUUAAUGACCUUCAAGGGAUAUUCACCAGCCUUCAAUCUGCAAGGAAGGAGAGUCGCACUUCUGACAUUGCUGUUCUUGAGGAGCAAGUGCAUCAGAUGCUCCGGGAGUGGAAUGCUGAGCUCACUGAACCAUCACCUGCCUCUUCAUUUGUUGAGGGCAGUCUUGGAUCAUUCUCGCAAGAUCUGGCCCGUCUACUAGAGCAAUGUGAUGAGCAAGAUGAUGCAACUAGUACAUUGGCUGAACCAAAGGCUGAGCCUGAUCUCCAUAGUGUUCUUGCCAGCAAUCCAUCUGAUUUUCAGCAGGAGCUCCAACAGCAUAGUUUUCCUGAAUUUGAAGAGUUCAAAGUCUCUACUCCUCUUCUACAGAAUUAUUCACUUUACAAAUCAGACACAGACAUAGCUACUCAAUCUAAUUGUCAAGAUUUCAAAUUAUAUCAAAACUUUAAGCACAACACAGUGGCAGGUAAGGAUGAUACGUCUACCUUGGAUUGCCAUAUAUUGGAUUCACAUGAAGAGUUCGACUAUGGGGUUCUUAUUGGGACGUAUGAUGCUGGAGACUUUAGCCAGGACACAAAGCCCAGCAUUCUCCCAAAUAUCUCACCCCCACCAUCUGCUUUUAUGGGGCCAAUAUGUGCUCUCUGGGACUGUUUCAGACCUGCUGAAGGAUCUAAAUGGUGUCAGGACUAUUGCAGUAGCUGUCAUUCUAUUCUUGCAAUAAAUGAAGGCCUUCCAGGAAUGACUCCAGUAUUGCGCCCUGGGGGCAUUGGUUUAAAGGAUGGUCCACUGUUUACUGCUCUUCGUGCAAAGACGCAAGCCAAAGAAGUUGGAAUACCUAUAUGUGAUGGUGCUGCAACAAGGAAAUCUCCAUGGAAUGCUCCUGAGCUUUUUGAUAUUUCAUUACUCAAGGGUGAAACAAUCAGGGAAUGGCUCUAUUUUGACAAGCCUAGACGGGCUUUUGAGAGUGGCAAUAGAAAGCAGAGGUCAUUGCCGGAUUAUAAAGGCCGUGGUUGGCAUGAAUCAAGGAAGCUGGUGAUGAAGGAAUUCGGUGGACAGAAGAAGUCCUAUUACAUGGAUCCACAGCCAUCAAGCUCUCUUGAAUGGCAUUUGUACGAAUAUGAUAUCAGCAAUUACGAUUCAUUUGCAUUAUAUAGGCUGGAACUCAAGCAUGCUGAUGCAAAGAAGAGUCCGAAGGGGAAACUGAUAGCUGAUCCUCUGGCUGAUCUGCAGAAGAAGAUGGGAAGGCUUACUGCAGAGGGGCCUGUUGAGCUUGGACAAUCAGUUAAAGGUACAACGAAGGCUAAUAUUAAGACCGAUACUGUAAAUAUAAACCUCGCUCCGCAUCAUCAGAACACGCCUUCAACUUCAGUAUACAAUCCUGGGAAAAAUGCAUAAUGUACUCAGCACACUAACUGAUCAACCGAUUCUUAAAAUGACACACAUAGGAGUCUUUCCUGCAGCUGUUUCUUUUUUUCCCUCUCCUUCGCAUGAUUAGUCAGUUUUAGUCUCAAAGUUGCUGCUUUAUGUUGAUAUAUUAUUCGACUCAUUGUCUGGUGAUCCAUGGCAUUUCAACCCCCUUUUUUUUGUAUAAGGGGAGAUUCUGAAUGCUGGUUAUUCUAGAGGGGUUCUUUGGAGUUUCAUUCAAUAUGCAGGGGAAUACCUGUUUCCAAGUUAUAGGAGCGAUGUAUAUGUUUGUGUUUAAUAGUCCGAGAGUCUGAAUGGUAACUGUAAGUCGCUAAAAUUGUAUAUCAGUCGACAUUUCAUGCUUUAGCUGUUUGCAUUAUUUGCACAUCAGAAACACUGAUAGCAUUUUGCA